UACUAUCGAAAGUUUCCCAGAAUCUGAAGCAGAAACACAUCAAUGGCUGAUAGCAACAUUAAUGAUGGCUUCCGGUACCUAAAUGUGAAACCAGACACAGGUGGAUUUUGGAACCUGUUGAAGUACUCGCUGUGGGGCUCAAACCAUGGUGCGGUGGAGGUGGGUGGUGGCACCGCCGAAGAAGAGACAGAUCAUCGGUUUGUUAUAUUGGUGUCUAUAGUUGCACUUAAACUCCUUCAUUUGUUCCGGAAGCCUAUGGAGUUCACUGGUCAUGUGGUCGACUUCUUUCUCAACCUUAUAUCCGAAAAUGGAUCUCUCUUUGGCAUACUCUCAAACAUUCUCCAUGGAAAAGUAGUAAUACUAAAGAGAGGAACUGAUACUUUUAUUUGCAUAAAUCUGGUUCAUCUACUGAAGGAAUCGCAAAACUUGAAUCCAGUGUUCGAGAGACAAUGGACCUGUGUAUGAUGGCUUCAAAGCUGGAUUAUGAAAAUGCUCAAGUUGUUAGAAACGUUGUCGUUCGCCAUUGGAAGGCAAGCUUUACUCCUCUCUUCCCCUUUUAUCUCAAUUUCGUU
This is a messenger RNA of Hibiscus syriacus, 572 nucleotides long. Its product is annotated as triacylglycerol lipase OBL1-like. The coding region runs from base 43 to 465 and encodes 140 amino acids. Lineage: Eukaryota; Viridiplantae; Streptophyta; Magnoliopsida; Malvales; Malvaceae. The transcript is spliced from 2 exons. The record is from RefSeq and is a predicted model, not a curated record. Gene Ontology annotation, biological process: lipid metabolic process. Gene Ontology annotation, molecular function: triacylglycerol lipase activity.